AUGCUUGCAGAAGUAACAACAACAAGUGAGAUGACAUUUCUUAGGACAAACGCCAAUAGAUAUGGAAAAACUUUUUGGCUAGGUGGAUCAGAUCAGGCAAAUGAAGGUGUGUGGUUAUGGACAACUAGUGGACAAAGGUUUACAGUAACUGAUUGGCAUACACGUACUGUACACGAACCAAAUAAUCAAGAUGGAAACGAAAACUGUCUGACCAUUGAUGACGAGUUAGAUAAUGAAUGGAAUGAUGACAAAUGUUCAUUUGAUUAUCGCUUCAUAUGCGAAAGACCGUUAAUUGAUUUGAGUUAUGUAGCAACACAAGAAGAGACAACGAGUUAA
This is a messenger RNA of Mytilus trossulus (common blue mussel), 336 nucleotides long. Its product is annotated as perlucin-like. The transcript is spliced from 3 exons. The coding region runs from base 1 to 336 and encodes 111 amino acids. The record is from RefSeq and is a predicted model, not a curated record. Lineage: Eukaryota; Metazoa; Mollusca; Bivalvia; Mytilida; Mytilidae.